AUGGAUCAAUUGACUAAAUUUCUUGUGUACAACAAAACUCCGAUAUGUAAAAAUAGCAUGAACUAUGAAGCAAUGAAGUCGGUGAAGAAGGAUAGUCCUCAAAUAGAAGGGGAAAUUGAUAAGAGAAUAUUGUUGCUAUCUCCUGAUCUUGGAAGAAUGACUGAAGAACGCGUGUUGUAUGCCAGAAACCGUCAGCCAGGUUUGAGACCAGCGGUAAUAGGCGGUAAGCCUAUAUCAGAAGAAUUGGCCAUCGAAUUACGUGUAACUGCUUUUGGAACAUCUUCUUGUCCUCCCCGUGGGGAGUGGAUCCAUACUCCUCUAGUUAUGAGACCCUCUGACCAACCCCUUGGAUAUGGGUUGGCUGCACCAAGAAAUGGUACAAGAUCUCUUCUAUCUGCGCUUCAGGCAAACAUCAUUAAGUGGCUGUUAUUCGAUUCUAGGCCUUUGACUAAGGAUAAUAAAUCUAUGGAACCACCUGAUAGCUACUUACGCCCUAAUGAAGAACGUCAAGAGGAGGCAUUAUGGCGCGCCAGCAGUGAAGUUAUUUGGCGUUGUGCAGGUGGCUUCAACGCUCAAACUGAAGUUAAAGCCACUGUUGGACUACCAACUGGUCAAGUAUAUGUUCAACAUAGUUCCACGUAUUAUCAAGAUGGGAUCACUGAGAUGCUGCAUAUGUUUGACUUCAAAAGUCUGGAGGAUCUACAGAUAUUUUUGAAGAGAUAUCUAUAUUUGUUUCAGUCUGAAGAUGGUUCCGGAUCUUUGCUUCUGUUGUACGCUUGCAUCUUGUCGAGGGGAUGUGAAAACGUUAAAAAAGACUUGGAUGGCAAACUGACGUAUCUCGUCUCGACCCAAGUCGAGGGCUCUCUUAACGUGACAACGUUGCUUCUGACCGGACGCGCUACUCCCUAUUUACAUAAUGGCGUGCAAUAUGUCGGCGAUGAAGAUCAUUAUGCUAUGCCUCAGUUUGGUGUUUUGUCAAGAAGCUCUGUCGGUUUGCUCGUGUGGUACGGUAAUGAAGAAAACGCAACGAAAAAUAUUUCCAAGCAAUAUCCUGGAUCGCGAUUGAAAACACCAGCUUUGCCAAUUUGGGUGACAAGCUGCUCUGGACACUAUGGAGUGCUUUUUAAUACAAAUCGAGAGCUUUUGAGAAACUACCACGCAGAACGAAGAUUUGAUAUACACUAUUACACAUGCGGAGGCUGUCACGUUCUACUUAAUGUAGAUACUCGAGCUCAAGAGGAGACGGCGGUGAUGAGGAAUGACGAUAUAAGCGCUACACCGCUUGAGAAGCUCAUCCAUACUAAGUGGCAGGAUGCCAAGAUCACUUGGUCUGGCUCUGCUCCGUUUGCGGACUCACCGAAC
This is a messenger RNA of Brenthis ino (lesser marbled fritillary), 1362 nucleotides long. The record is from the annotation of a GenBank genome assembly. Lineage: Eukaryota; Metazoa; Arthropoda; Insecta; Lepidoptera; Nymphalidae.